This is a messenger RNA of Gastrolobium bilobum, 555 nucleotides long. RefSeq names its product isoflavonoid 7-O-beta-apiosyl-glucoside beta-glycosidase-like. Gene Ontology annotation, biological process: carbohydrate metabolic process. The transcript is spliced from 4 exons. The record is from RefSeq and is a predicted model, not a curated record. The coding region runs from base 1 to 555 and encodes 184 amino acids. Gene Ontology annotation, molecular function: beta-glucosidase activity. NCBI's taxonomy places the organism in Eukaryota, Viridiplantae, Streptophyta, Magnoliopsida, Fabales, Fabaceae.
AUGGCACGGAAAGGCUUUUACUUACUCGGCUUCAUUGCUUUUGUUCUAGUGAUUAGCAAAUCCACUGUUAAUUGCAUAGAAACUGUUGCAGUUGAGCCUAUUCUUGACUUUGCUUCGUUGAAUCGAAACAGUUUAAUUUCCCUGUUUCAUUUUUGGGGCAGGAUCCUCGUCGUACCAAGUUAUGACGUCAUUAUCAAUUACACUAAAGAAAAGUACAAAAAUCCUUUAAUUUAUAUUACUGAAAAUGGUAUAAAUGAGUAUGAUGAUCCAUCGCUUUCUCUUGAAGAAUCUCUUCUGGAUACUUAUAGAAUUGAUUAUCAUUAUCGUCAUCUUUUUUAUCUUCAAUCUGCAAUUAAGGAUGGAGCGAACGUGAAGGGAUAUUUUGCAUGGUCUUUGUUAGAUAAUUUUGAAUGGCAUUCAGGCUACACAGUGCGAUUUGGAAUGUAUUUUAUAGAUUACAAAAAUGGCUUGAAAAGAUACCCAAAGCUCUCUGCAUUAUGGUUCAAGGAUUUUCUCAAAAACAGAAAGCAGACUUUAUCUGUAGAUUCCAUUUAA